Molecule: messenger RNA, 447 nt
Organism: Cutaneotrichosporon cavernicola
Lineage: Eukaryota; Fungi; Basidiomycota; Tremellomycetes; Trichosporonales; Trichosporonaceae
Gene: GIM5
Exons: 5
Coding region: 1-447 (148 amino acids)
Biological process (GO): RNA polymerase II core complex assembly; RNA polymerase I assembly; RNA polymerase III assembly
Cellular component (GO): cytoplasm; prefoldin complex
Source: RefSeq, a predicted model, not a curated record
AUGGCAGAACAGCAGAUCACGCUUACCGACCUCGACCCGAACCAGCUGCAGGAGGUCAAGAAGCAGCUUGAUGAGGAACUGGACCACCUCACCUCGUCGUUCGCACAGCUCAAGCAGGCGCAGGCAAAGUUCCGGGGAUGCGUUGGGGAUAUUGACGAGCUCAAGCCGGCGGUGAAGGACCGCGAGGUGCUCGUGCCGCUCCUCUCGUCACUGUACGUCCCCGGCAAGUUGGGGGACACGAGCCACGUCAUCGUCGACGUCGGGACAGGAUACUACGUCCGCAAGACCCGCGAGGAGGCCAAGAAGCACUACAACGACAAGGCGGCUUUUGUACAGAAGAACCUCGAGACGUUACAGAAGACUAUUGAGCGCAAGCAGGAGAACGCGCAGAGUGUCGUGCAGGUGCUCCAGAUGAAGCUGCAGGAGGGUGUGCGGCGGCGCAAGUAG